Messenger RNA from Astrephomene gubernaculifera, 1611 nucleotides. The record is from the annotation of a GenBank genome assembly. Lineage: Eukaryota; Viridiplantae; Chlorophyta; Chlorophyceae; Chlamydomonadales; Astrephomenaceae.
GCAGACAGCGCUUGCACGCUUGCAUUGUCUUUUACCCCAGAACUCUUUCCGGCACCACUUAAACUAGAACCUCUCUUUGAGACCCAGCGCUUCUCACGUCGGCGAGACACAUAUCCUAAUAAAUUUUAUUCUGUGACAAAACAUAGAGCGGUGGGCUACUAGGACACUGCUUUGCACUUUCAGUGGGCCAGUCACGCCUAGACAGGGUACCGACUUGAUUGGCACAGGACUCGGGCGAUGGAGAAGCUACCAGCAUCUUUAACAACACUGGAGUAACAUACAGAGCAACUCCACGAGGCGCUGCCUUUUUUAGCACAGCUUUCGGCUUUCCGGCUCCGUUAGCAGAGCAUUGUACUAUCUUCUGAGCCGGCGCAAAAAUGGGUGCGUGCUGCUCACAGCCCGGCGACAAGUACGAGGUGUCAGCAGGUAGCAAUAAGGCACAGAGCAAGCCGACGUCGUCAGCUAAGCAGCCGGCGAAGCCAUCAGUCCCUGACUUCGGUCUUUCAGAGACCCACGAAGUUAUCAAGCUCUUGGGACGUGGUGGCGAGGGCGAGACAUGGCUAUGCCGGGACAAGGAGACGAACGCGCAGGUGGCCAUUAAGCUUAUUAAGCGGCCGAUUCCUAAACCAGCCAUCCAGGUUAUUAAGCGGGAGAUUAAGAUUCAAGCGGACCUUGGUCAGGGGCAUUUGAACAUUGUAAGCGCCGAUGAGGUUAUCCUCAGCAAAACAUAUCUGGGGCUCAUCAUGGAGUAUGUGCCAGGUGGCAACAUGGUGGGUUACGUCACCAAGAAGCGCGAGACCAAGCACGAGCGGCAGGGGCUGUGCAUUGAUGAGGACGAGGCCAGGUACUUCUUCAGGCAGCUGAUCAGCGCUGUGGAGUACUGCCACCGCAACAACGUGGCUCACCGCGACCUCAAGCUCGACAACACGCUGCUGGACAACCACGAACCCCCCUGGCUCAAGCUGUGCGACUUUGGGUUCGCAAAGCACUGGCAGGCCGGCUCCAACAUGGACACCAUGCGCAUCGGCACCCCCGAGUACAUGGGGCCCGAGCUCAUCAGCAGCAGGAGUGGCUAUGACGGCAAGAAGGUGGAUGUGUGGGCUGCGGGUGUGCUGCUGUACGUGAUGCUGGUGGGCAUGUUCCCAUUCGAGACGCAGGACGACAAUUUCAACAACACGGCGGGUCUGUACGACAUCUGGCUGCAGCAGAUCAAGACCAGCUGGCGCGAGGUACCCAACAACACGCACGCCGCCUCGCGCCUCACGCCCGAGCUGAAGGAGCUGCUGGACCGCAUGUUUGAUGUGAAGCAGGAGAGCCGUGCCAGCAUCGACACCAUCAAGUCGCACCCCUGGUUCAACCGCCCGCUGCCGCCCAAGUACGAGGAGUCGCUCAAGGAGCUGCAGGAGGAGCAGCGAGCUAUUGACGAGCAGGUGUCCAAGGGCGCAUUCCAGAGUGCGGAGAGGGACAAGGCUCUGGAGGCCCUGCUCGACCGCGCCGUGACCCCCCCGCUGCCCACCGAGUCCGUUACCCGACUGAGCCUGGCCAAGAUCAAGCGCGCCUACUCCAUACUCAAGACCAAGGGCGGGGCGGCGGGUAUGGCGGCGGUGGCGG